This is a messenger RNA of Manis pentadactyla (Chinese pangolin), 1880 nucleotides long. It is a transcript of the gene ACCSL, whose product is annotated as 1-aminocyclopropane-1-carboxylate synthase homolog (inactive) like. Gene Ontology annotation, biological process: biosynthetic process; amino acid metabolic process. Gene Ontology annotation, molecular function: pyridoxal phosphate binding; transaminase activity. Lineage: Eukaryota; Metazoa; Chordata; Mammalia; Pholidota; Manidae. The record is from RefSeq and is a predicted model, not a curated record.
AUGGAGGUGGGAGGAGCCGGCCUGGAUCAGGAAACCUUCCUGAGACGUUUAAUGUGCCCGGUGGUCAACCUCCUGCUGCCCGGGGCCACAGGCAACCUCGGGCUCCACCUGCCUUGCUCUUCCCUGGACUCUCAGGGAGAUGUUGGAGGUGGGCAGCAGGCCCACUCACCCAGGCAGCCUGACCAGCUGGUUCAACUGAGUGACUUGGAAGCUGCAUUUAUCAGCCAAGACCUGUCCAACGGAGGAAUUGACAUCUCUGCAUUAUAGCACUCCAGCUUCCAGGACUACAAGACCUACCAAGGAGACAAGUACCAUGAAGACAAGAACAUCUUGGUGAGAAUGGGGUGAACAUACUGAGGGGCCCAGUCACUAGGGUUUACUGAUGAGAAUAAGCUUUGCAUUGAUCUGGCACAUGACAGGCUGAGUCAGAGUGACAUGAACUACACUGAGGAUGUCCUGCUGUAAUAUCCUAACUGGAGAGGGCAGUCAUUCCUGCGGGAAGAAAUGGCCCGGUUCCUGACUUAACACUACCAGGCACCUGCCCAGUUUGAUCCAGAAAACGUGGUUGUUCUAAAUGACUGCUGUGCUCUAGUUUCCAUGCUGGCCAUGGCUCUGUAUGAUCCAGGUGAGGCCUUUCUGACUGCCACGCUCUAUGGUGGAUUCAUCUUUAGUUCCCACCUGUAUUCGAAAGUUGAACUGAUUCUUGUCCACCUGGAAAGUGAGAUCACCAAUGUGAACACCCACCCAUUCCAGUUUACUGUGGACAAGUUGGAGCAAGCCCUGCUUGAGGCUAGACUUAAUGUAAGGAAGGAGCCAUAACUCAUGAUAAUCAAUCCUCAGAAUCCUGGAGACAUCUACUCCUGAGACUCACUGAAAGAAUACCUGGAAUUUGCCAAGAGGUACAACCUACAUGUGAUUAUAGAUGAGAUUUACAUGCUGUCUGUGUUUAAUGAAUCCAUCACAUUCCACAGUGUCCUGAGCAUGGAAAGUUUGCCUGACCCCAACAGGACCCACGUGAUCUGAGUCACCAGCAAGGAUUUUGGCAUCUCUGGUUUCCACUUUGGAGCUCUGUACACCCAAAACAAGGAGGUGGCCUCUGCUGUGAGCUCUUUUGGCUACCUCCACGGCCUCUCGGGCAUCGCCCAGCACAAGCAGUGUCAGCUGCUCUGGCACAGAGAAUGGAUUGACAAAGUGUACCUGCCCACUAAUUGCUCCUGCCUACAGGCAGCUCACAAGUACAUCACGAACAAGUUGAAGGCAUGGAAGAUCCCCUUUCUCAACUGUGGCUCUGGCCUCUAUAUUUGGAUCACCUGGAAAAGGUGAGCUUUGGGUUAUCUGGACCCAUGCACAUUUGAGGAGGAGCUGCUCCUUCGCUGUGGCCUCUUGGAUAACAAGCUGAUGUUAUCCCAUGGCAAGUCCUACCUGUGAAAGGAGCCUGGCUGGUUCUGCCUCAUCUUUGCAGUUAAGCCCCCACCAGCUAAAACUCGACCCACUAAGCCUCUUUCCCUCUGUUCCCAUUUGGACCCUUUAGCCAUGGAUUGGUUCUAUCAUGUGCUAGCAGAGCAGAAGCAGGAUUUGAUUGUAAAGCAACUGGGAGAUGCAAACAGAGAGGAAGUGGUCUGCCUCCCAACCAGCUGCUCCAGUCAGUCAUGCCCUGAGAGUCCCUAACAUCAGCCUCUGGUCCAGAAGUUGGGGUACUGACCUCAUACUAUAACUGGACAAACAGUGGACUCCUCUGUGAAUGGGCUCAUCUGACCUAGCCAGAAACCUCCUAAGCUGAGCAUCUGUCAUUUUUUGAAGCUUUUCAUCUUUUUAAUCUUUGCCAGCCAUUGGGUAUAGGAAAUGUUUUAUGGGAUUGGGGUGGGAAAGGUGAGAGGACU